UGGUAAAAAAAAAAAGUCCAAAUGAAAAUAAAAUAUAACAGUUCAAGACAGUAACGUCAUCUCUCUACCAACAUUCGUUUCUCAACUCAGCUGACACACCGCAACGCCGUCGCCGUUGCCGCCGCCAAUGGGUGCCGGAGAGCCUGUGGUGGUUGAGAAAGAGAAUGAAACCGUGGUUGGAGCAAAGAAGGAGGAAGACUUGGAGAAAGGGGAAGUGGAUGUUGAAGAAGAGAGAAAGGUUCAGAGCAAUGAUGUUGUGGAUGAUCAAAGUUAUGAUCAUGAAGAAUCUCAUCUCGCAGGUUUCCACAGGUUGAACCCCACGAACCCUUUGAGAAUUGUGAUCAAUAGUUCCACAAGAGCUGCAACUCCUUCUGCUGCUCAAUCUCAACGUCCUCACACUCAAACGCGCUCCACUCCAACCCCACUACAGCAACCCGAAGUAGCGAAUCUGAAUUCGAGAAAAUAUACCAACAAAAUAUCCUUGUUUCUCUUUGUUCUCCACUUGUUUAUAGCUGUUGCGUUGGUGUGCUUUCUUGUGUUCAAGGGAGUUCAAGGGCUUAUCCAAGAAUCGGAAUCUACCAAGAGGAAAGAGAAAGACGUGUUAAAGUAUUUUCUUCCACAAGUGGAGGCUUCAUCUUUUAUGAGCAUAAUCCUUGCGUUCAUUUGGCAAGGGGCGAUCAGGAAAUGGCCCACUUUGAUGCUUCAUUUCAUACUUUGGUUUACUUUUGUUAUGUCUCUGGCUGCUGGGAUUCUCCUUAUUUGCUUUCAAAAGCCUGCCACCGAUGGUGUUGGAGUGUGUUUCAUUGCUUUUGCAAUUGGCAAUGGCUUAUAUGCUUGUUGGGUUAGUCACAGAAUUAAGUUUUGCUGUAAGGUCUUGAGUCUGUCUCUUCAACCUGUGUCCAAAUUCCCUGAUCUGAACAAACCCACAUAUCAUGUUCUUGGGGUUGGAUUCUUGUGGAUAUCUCUGUGGAUUUUAGCUGUGGUUGGAGCACUAAACUUCUAUUUUCCUCCUUUAACCAUCAUUCUGUUGGUGCUGAGUUUGCAAUGGACUACUGAGGUCAUGAGGAAUGUCGUUAACAUCACUGUUAGUAGGGCCAUUGCUUUGUAUUACCUCAGAGGAAUGCAAUCUAACACCCAAUUUUGUUUUCUAAGAGCUCUGACGCGGAAUCUUGGAAGUGCUUGUUUGGGGUCUCUCUUUGUGCCUGCAAUUGAGGCCCUGAGGAUUGUUGCACGGGGACUCAAUUUGCUUGAGGGAGAAGAUGAAUUCAUGUUCUGCUGUGCUCGUUGUUGUUUAAGAGUCAUGGAUUCCGUUUUCAGAAAUGGCAAUGGCUGGGCAUAUGUUCAGAUAGCAGCAUAUGGAAAAGGGUUUGUGAAGGCAUCUCGAGACACUUGGGCCCUCUUUGAGAAGGAAGACAUGGUGUCAAUUGUAGACUCUGAUAUAACCAGCUCAAUUUGCUUCCUCACAGGAGUUUGCAGCGGCUCUAUUUGUGUCAUUGUUGUAGCUGCUUGGACCCAUACAGUACACCAAUCUUUCACAGCUACCUUAUCCCUCCUCACAUUCCUCAUUGGAUACCUUUUGACCAGAAUUUCCAUGGCAGUGCCUCAUGCCUGUGUGAGCUGUUACUAUGUAUGCUAUGCUGAGAAUCCAGACAAUAGAUUGUUUGAUAAAACAAUUAAGGAUCGCCAAGGCUUGUUAAAAACUGGCCGUGAUGUGGUUCCAACACCAAGGGGAUUCAGGAGGUAUACGAGGAACUGAUCCAACUUCAAAGUUCUUAUCUGGCUUCUCUAUUUUCAUUGAUUUUGCAGACAUGGUUUGCUAGACCGUGUUGUGUCCAAAAGGGUUGAAAAAUUGGAGUGAAAACCAAACCAUGGUGAUGGUUUUGUUGAGAAUGAUCUGGUUGGCACAAAGGUGGAGGGUUAUCAACAUGGCCACUGCAGAAAGUGAUUUGUGGCCCCCUCUCUGUACUGAUAUGUAUAGUUUUUUGCAUAUAUACUUUUAGGAUAUUCGUUAGGUGAAGUUAUUUAUUGUAUCAUGUGCGUAGAAGCCACUAACUUUUUAUUUAAUUAUUCUUGCAAGUGUUCCACGACAAAAAUCAAAACCGAGUUAUUGCA
Molecule: messenger RNA, 2112 nt
Organism: Vigna angularis (adzuki bean)
Lineage: Eukaryota; Viridiplantae; Streptophyta; Magnoliopsida; Fabales; Fabaceae
Exons: 5
Coding region: 128-1756 (542 amino acids)
Biological process (GO): transmembrane transport
Cellular component (GO): membrane
Molecular function (GO): transmembrane transporter activity
Source: RefSeq, a predicted model, not a curated record